Molecule: messenger RNA, 4755 nt
Organism: Spirodela intermedia
Lineage: Eukaryota; Viridiplantae; Streptophyta; Magnoliopsida; Alismatales; Araceae
Source: the annotation of a GenBank genome assembly
AUGAAGGCUCCAUCGACCGGGUUCUCAGCGAACCCAACAGAAGGUAUUCCCAUGGGCUUUCUUCGUUUCUGGACCGCCGUGUCUCCUUUCUUCCGCUCCAUCGCGUGUUUUUCCCUUCAAUCUGUGGACGAUUCACUGGCUACGAUGUCGUUCUUGCUUUGCGAGUGCGGAAAAAACCUGCCUAAUGAGGGGAGCAGAGGCGGUGAUCUCCUGCCAUUUCUAACUUGCCGCGUUCGGCGGCGGCCUCCGUAGAUCUCCUGCCGUGGGAUGAGGAUUCCCGCGCCAAUCCCUUCGUGUUCCAAGGGUACCCUCCUCGGUACUUACCGCCAGGCUAGAAAGGAAGGGCUCUCUAAAAUGUCUAUGGCUAGGAAGGUCAUCCCCCCCUGGGGUUGGUUCUCUCUCAUGGGCCAACAGAGACCUCGACGACGGAUCUAUUGUCGCCGGAAGGGGAGGUUGCCCGCCUGUAGGCUGGUCGUAGCGAGGAGCUCUUGGGAAGAAAAAAAAAAAAAAAAGGAGUUCUGGCUGUGAUCUUACGUGAGUCAUGCUGUUGUUGUAGAUUGUCUUCCUCGAUAGCAUCAUCACAAGCCUAAAUUCGGUUGACCUGCGUUGCUGCCUCUCGGUUUCAUGCUAUCAUCAAUGGCACAGUUUCACGAAUUGGGUUGACCUCACCUCGAAUGGAUCAUCACUUCGUGCUUGUGUUCCUCUAAUUGCGUUUUUUUUUAAAAUCGAAAGAGGCGGAGAGGAAGAACAUCAAUUCGGAGCUAUGGCAUGCCUGCGCUGGGCCUCUGGUCUCAAUCCCUCCGGUGGGCAGCCUUGUGGUCUACUUCCCACAAGGUCACAGCGAACAGGUAUCUGAUAUUAGAAACCCUAAUCCGCCUACCCUUCCUCCCCCCCUCUCUCUCCCUCUCUCUCUCUCUCUUUCUCUCCCAUAGUUUAUCAAUAAGCUUAUCUUGGGCUCUUUCGUUCUGUACCAGGUAGCUGCUUCUAUGCAGAAGGACACCGACAGCAUCCCCAGCUAUCCGUCUCUGCCAUCUAAGUUGAUCUGCCUGCUGCACAAUGUGACCCUACACGUAUGCGAAGUUCCCGACUUUCUCUCCGCAGAAUACGCCCUCUGGCUGACCAGGUGGGUUCUUCUUUUCCUCACUCUUCUGCGUGUUCUUCCUCAGGCCGACCCCGAAACAGACGAGGUUUAUGCGGAGAUGACGCUGCAGCCUGUGUCUAAAGUAGGUCAGCAGCUACGUUGAUACCAGGGUUUCUAUUCUUAGGCAAUCUCCUGCGUGUUCGACUCAUCUGGCUGCUUGAUUCCUUCAUCCAGUGCGAUCGAGAGGCAUUUCUGGCCUCAGAUCUGGGUCUGAAGCAGAACAGGCAGCCGUCCGAGUUCUUCUGCAAGACGCUCACUGCCAGCGACACCAGCACCCAUGGCGGGUUCUCCGUGCCCCGCCGCGCGGCGGAGAAGAUAUUCCCUCCAUUGGUAAGGAGACCCCAUUGACUAGAAUUCCGAGUACCCAAAUGCCGCUGCUGAUUGGAAUCGGAUGUUCUGUAGGAUUUCUCGAUGCAGCCUCCCGCACAGGAACUGUCUGCAAAGGACCUGCAUGAUGCUUCGUGGACAUUUAGACACAUUUAUCGAGGUGUUCAUCUGAUUUUUUUCUCAAAAAUAAAAUAAAAUCAGGGUUUGGAAGGGAGAGGAAAUUAUUUCCAGAGUGGGUGAGUGAUGGGUGUUUGACUGAAUUGUAGGUCAACCCAAGAGACAUCUGCUGACCACGGGCUGGAGUGUGUUCGUCGGCACCAAGAGACUCCUCGCCGGCGACUCUGUCCUAUUUGUGAGGUCAACGCAUCCUCUGCUCUGCCUCCACAUUGCCAAUCCAUUUAUUUGUUCACUUAUCUUCUUUUUUUUCUCUGCAGAGAUGAGAAAUCGCAGCUGCUACUUGGCGUGAGGCGCGCAGUCAGGCAGCCGCCAUCUCUCUCCUCCUCGGUCUUGUCCAGUGACAGCAUGCACAUCGGAAUCCUGGCGGCCGCCGCCCAUGCCGCCGCCAACAACAGCCCCUUCACGAUCUUCUACAACCCCAGGUGCCGCAUGCUCCCCCCCUCAACCCUGGGGCUGCCUCCCGUUAUCUUUUGCUCUGCUGCACUUACAGAGAAUCUCCAUGGCUCCUGGCUUGGCAGGGCAACGCGAUCAGAGUUCGUCAUCCCCCUGGCCAAGUACUACAAGGCGGUGUACACCCAGGUCUCUGUGGGGAUGCGGUUCAGGAUGAUGUUCGAGACCGAGGAGUCGGGGAUCCGCAGGUACAUGGGAACGAUCACCGGCAUCAGCGAUCUGGAUCCCGACCGCUGGCGGAAUUCUCAGUGGCGGAACCUCCAGGUCAAUCCGCUUCCAUUUUUAAUUCUGGGUUUUUCGAAAAAAAAAAGUAAAUUUAUUUGCUUUAUCUGUUGGCUUCUUACAGUUCUUCGCAAUGCGCAGGUUGGCUGGGACGAGUCGGCGACCGGCGAGCGGAGGAGCCGGGUCUCGGUGUGGGAGAUUGAGCCCGUCGCCACCCCCUUCUACCUCUGCUCUCCCUUCUUCCGGCCCAAGCUUCCGCGGCUGCCGGGGAUUCUCGGUAAAGAUAAUCUCUGCUCUGCGUGUUGGAAAUGCGGAGGGUUUUGAGUUCUGUGGAUGAUUUUCUCCCUUUGGUGUUGUUGCCAGAUGAGGAAGGUGAAGUGGAGAAUGGGUUCAAGCGGGGGGGAGGGUGGCUGGGGGAGGAGGGGCAGGGGCCGAUCUUGGCGGGGCUGAACCUGAUGCAGUGGAUGAGCAUGCAGCAGGGGCCCCAGAGCAUGGCAUCGGCCGCGUCCCAGGCGGGGCUCUUCCAGGCCCUGGUCUCGUCGGGCGCCUUCCAAGGCGGCGCCGCCAGCGGGGAUGACCCUUCCAGGUUGCUGAAUUUCCAGCCCCAAGGCUCCGCCCUCCCCAACCCGCAGCCGCCUCCUCUCAGACCCCCCCCUCAGCAGGCCCUUCAGCUUCCUCAGCAGCAGCAGCAGCAGCAGUUGCUGCAGCCACUGGUGAUGGCUCGUCCGCCACCGCCGCAGCAACAGAUGAUGAUGAUGAUGCCACCUCUUCACAUCCAGCAGCAGCAGCAGCAGCAACAGCAGAGUCAAACGAGGCAGGUGGGGAGUGGCGUGGUUCUUCUGGAUCAUCAGCAGCAGCAGAUGGUGCAGGCGCAGACGCUCGGCGGCGGGCAGGCCAUGGGGCAGAACCAGCAGCAACAGCAGGUUUCUAACCAGCUCCUCCUACAGGCUCUCCCAAACCCUAACGCCCAGGCCCAUCAGAACGCGUAUCUUCUGAACCAGAACCCACCCCAGACGCCGGCCGUGCAGCUCCAGCAGCAGCUGGAGCAGCAGCGGCUGCUAGUGCAGCAGCAGCAGCUGGUGCAGCAGAUACAGUUGACCCAACCGCAGUUUCAGCUGCAGCUGCUGCAGAAGCUGCAACAGCAGCAACAGGUGCUCUCGCAGCUCAGCCCACAUCUGCAGCCCCAGCUCCCGCAGUCGUCGGGGCCACUCCAGGGUCAACUCACUCAUCCCCCGCCGCCGCCACCACCGCCGCCGCCGCCGCUGCAGGAGAAGCCCAGCGGCAUGCUGCUCUCUCCGACGUCCCCGAAACAUCAGCAAUAUUUCAAGCCCCAGAUUGAAGCGCCAUUGGGGCUGCCCUCCUCCAAGGCCCAGCCGGGGCCGCCUCUCAUGCCGCCGGCGGAGCCACCGGCAGGGAAUCUGCUCCACGAGCUCCGGUGCCGGCCGGAUCCCUGCAUCAAGAACGAAGCCCACAGCGCGAGGGAGGCGGAGCAUCCCACCGGCUACCGCCACGGCACGACCGACCACCUGGACGCCUCCUCCUCGGCCACCUCUUUCUGCCUGGACGGCGGCGCUGCCCAGGAGAGUUUCUCCCUCCCGCCGCUCUGCUUGGACAGCGACAUCGCUAACGUUGGCCUGUCGCCUGACGCCCUCCUCCUCAAGGGCUUCAGCUCCGGCAGAGACCUUCAGGGCCUAUUGAUGGCUGGCUACGGCGGCAGCCAGAGGGACCCGGAACCAGAGAUCAGCUCCCAGUCGUUCGGCGUGCCCGGAAUCUCCUUUAGAGCGAGCUCCUCCGGAGAGGCUGCCGCCGUCGCCGCCGCCGCCGGCCCAGCGAACGAGAACGGGGCGUUGAAUCGAGGACCGUGGCCGGGGCAGCAGCAUCGGAUGCGGACGUACACCAAGGUUUGACCUCGCCAGACUUCUCGCUCCUGUUUUGAGGAGUUUACAGGCCCUCUGACUUCUUCUUCUUCUUGCUCGAAGGUCCAAAAACGGGGCUCCGUGGGGAGGUGCAUCGACGUCACCCGGUACAAGGGGUACGGCGAGCUCCGCCGCGACCUCGCCGCCAUGUUCGGGAUCGAGGGCCAGCUGGAGGAUCCCCACCGGACGGACUGGAAGCUGGUGUACGUGGACCACGAGAACGACAUCCUCCUCGUGGGAGACGACCCCUGGGAGUAAGUCAACGGCGCCGCCUUUUCAAUGAUUUGCCAUAAAUGGGAGCUGAUCCCCGUCCUCCCGGUUCUAUGUAUCCGUCCCCUUUUCAGGGAAUUCGUGAGCUGUGUGCAGAGCAUCAAGAUACUGUCCGCCGCCGAGGUGCAGCAGAUGAGUUUGGACAACCUGGUCAACGCGCCCGUGGAUAACCCGGCCUGCAGCGGCUCCGACAACGGCAAUCUAUGGAAGGGCCAUUACGACGACAACUCGGGAGCCUCCUUUGGCCGUUAA